Molecule: messenger RNA, 990 nt
Organism: Cladocopium goreaui
Lineage: Eukaryota; Dinophyceae; Suessiales; Symbiodiniaceae
Source: the annotation of a GenBank genome assembly
AUGGUGAACGCGCAAAAUGUGACCUCUUUGAAGGCGACAGAUCUUCCAGCAACAGUUGAUGAGGCAGAGCUGCGUUUGAUCUUCGGUCGGGAUAUGGUCUCUGUACAGCUCCCUCGCAGUUCCACAGGAGGGAAUUGUGGAUAUGCCAUUCUUGGCUUCGCUUCGCCUGAAAGUGCAGAGCGGGCGAUGCGCCAGAAUGGACAACGUCUUCCCAAUCGGAAGGUUGCUCUCCGCUUGGCACCAUGCAGCACCGUCUCAGGCCGAAAACCAUUGGCAAGCUACCAGCUUUGCGUGGGCAACCUUGGAGCGCAGGUGUCGGAUGCAGAUUUGUACAGUGCCUUCAGGUCUUUUUCCGACAUCGUGCUUGGUGCUAGAGUUCCAGUUGACCAUAGUGGACGAAACAGAGGCUUUGGUUUCAUCAGACUCUCCGACGAUGACGCCGCUGGGUCUUUGGCUGUCAAAGCACAUGGGUUCCAACUUUCUGGGCGAGCAGUCACCGUUCGCCAGUGCCUUCAAGCUGAUGCUACUGCAGGAAAUCGAACGCUGUUCGUCAGCAAUUUGGAACCUGGUACGCGGGAGGAUUGGCUCCGAAAGCUGCUGGGCGUCUUUGGUGACUUGGACUUCGUAGAGCAAGGUGGACAUGGAGGUGUGUUUGCCCGAGUUGGAUUCAGCGAGGCUGAAGGUGCACUUGCAGCUGCAUCCUUGCUCCAAGGUCGUGUGCAAAGCAGUGGGAGGCAGCUUCGGUUUCGUUGGGCGAAGCCUUUGUCCACAGACUGCCAAAGGUUGCAGGCAUUUUCACAGCGCUUUGCCACUCCCAAAAUUUUAGAGCAAACAGAUGACAUGGGGAGGGAACUGGCAAAGUCCUUGCUUCCUCAGCCAAGUAUCACCGAAAGACAACAAGGAUUUGGCGGAGACGCAAACCAGGAAACAUCCCAAAGCAGUUUCCCCGAGGGUUCAGCUGCCAAAAGCAGACGAAUUGGCGAACGGUAA